AUGACCACGACACCCCAAGAGCUCAAAGGCAUUCUAGUCGCCCUAAUAACACCCUUCUCAGACGACGGGACCAAGAUCGACGAAAAGCGACUCGAGACACACAUCAACCGCCUGAUCGCAGCUGGCAUGCACGGGCUCGUUCCAGGCGGCAGCACGGGCGAAUUCACAGCCCUAACGCUAGACGAACGCAAACAACUAACAGAGCUCUGCGUCAAGUAUGCUGCUGGACGUGUACCCGUCGUUGCCGGCACGGGAGCCACCUCGACACGCGAAGCGGUUGACCUCGCAAAACAUGCAGCUCAAGCCGGCGCUGCGGCCGUGAUGGUCGUCCCGCCGUACUACGAUCCCGUCAACUACGAGCAACUGAGAGAGUUGAUGGCUGAGAUCCAUGAAACGUCCAAUCUGCCCAUCGUGUACUACAAUAUCCCGUCUGCGAGCGGGUUAACCCUGACGCCGCAGCAGAUAGCGGAUCUGUCGGAGGUGGGAGUCAAAUACCUCAAGGAUACGUCUGGGAAUGCACCCGCUCUUACCGAGUUGAUCUUCGGCUUGUCGAAUAAGAUUACCUCCUUUAACGGGUGGGAUACUCUGACCUUCUACGGUUUGGCAGCUGGAUGUCCAGGGUCGGUUUGGGGCGCAGCAAACAUCAUUCCUGAGUUAGCAGCGGAGCUGUGGAAUGCUAUUUCUGUAAAGGGAGACCUGAAGCGUGGUCGAGAGUUGUGGGCUAAAGCCUGGCCCAUUUGCAAGUUCCUCGAGUCUCACAAUUACGCUGCCGCUGUAAAGACUGGCGUCGAGCUAACGGGUUAUCCAACGGGUGGCGUGCGGAAACCGUUUGCCCUGUUGACGGAAGAGUAUAAAACCGAGUUGGCCACUCUCCUCCAAAGCGCCGGAGUGAAAACCGUUUGA
Messenger RNA from Monascus purpureus, 903 nucleotides. Lineage: Eukaryota; Fungi; Ascomycota; Eurotiomycetes; Eurotiales; Aspergillaceae. The record is from the annotation of a GenBank genome assembly.